Fusarium venenatum is the source of this 1278-nucleotide messenger RNA. RefSeq lists its product as uncharacterized. Gene Ontology annotation, molecular function: FAD binding. The record is from RefSeq and is a predicted model, not a curated record. Lineage: Eukaryota; Fungi; Ascomycota; Sordariomycetes; Hypocreales; Nectriaceae.
AUGGAACCACUCAAAGUCCUUGUUGUCGGCGGCGGCAUCGCUGGCCCAUCAUUCGCAUCCUGGCUUGCCAAAACAGGUGCAGAUAUUACUCUUAUCGAGCGAUCGCCGCAUCUCAGAACGAACGGCCAACAGCUCGAUGUGCGUGCUCAGGGCAUACCCGUCAUGAAAAAGAUGGGCAUCGAAGCGGCCAUACGUGCCAAAACAGUUCGAGAACCGGGAACUAGGCUUAUCAACACCAAAGGCCAGACAAAAGUAUUAUUUCCAGUGACGGAACACGGCGGUAUGAAGCAAGGCCUCACCACAGAAUACGAAAUCAUGCGUGGUGAUCUUGCGAGUAUCUUGAUGGGUCUUACUGAGAAGAGCAAGAACGUGAAGCAUCGCUUCGGUACAACCGUCACCAGUCUGACUCAAGAUGACGAGAGCGAUCCCAAGGGAAAGGUUCAUGUGGGUUUUGACGACGGUCGAAAAGAUGACUUUGAUCUUGUCGUCGCAGCAGAUGGGACCGGAUCAAGAACACGACGGCUCAUGCUCGGCCCUGAUGCCCCCGAUCCUCGCCAUUUCCUUGGAGGGUACAUCGGCUUCUUCAGCACACUCCCACAACCACAUGACUCAAAGUGUUUCACCUUUUGCCAUCUCCCGGGAGGGCGCUACCUCGGGACAAGAAAGGAUAAGGAGGAAACGACUCGCGUUUACAUGCAAGUGUCGGGCCGAAAUGAGGCUCUCGAUGCAGCGCACAAGUCGGGGAAUCUGACAGACCUCAAGACAGCGUGGGCGAAUAUGUUUGCCGACGGCAAAUGGGAGUCCGAACGGUUCAUGACGGCAUUGAAGACGUCUCCAGAAGCAGAUGAUUUAUACUCAACACCUCGUGAAGAAGUCCGGCUCCCAGUAGGAUCCUGGUCCAAGGGACGAGUCGUAGCUAUCGGUGACGCAGCGCAUGCCCAAACAGCAAACGGUUACGGGACAACAUCGGCUCUCGUAGGCUCGUAUAUCCUCGCUGGCGAAAUCGCAGCACAUCAAAAGCAAGACCCAAGCACCGCAGUGGUUAAGGCCGUAAAGCGAUACGAGGAAGUGUUUCGGCCGAUGGCGACCUCUGGGCACGGCGGAGGGAACGAAAGUCGCGAAGCAUUGUUCAUGCCAAAGACACAAUUUGGAAUCUGGAUGCUCCACUCGAUAGCACGAGCGGUAUCCUAUCUCCGUCUCGAUGGAGGUUUUGGGCUAGGACACGAUGAGAAAUGGAAGGUUCCAGAGUAUUCGGCCCUGCUGGAAGCCCAGGAGUGA